Messenger RNA from Trifolium pratense (red clover), 5619 nucleotides. Its product is annotated as disease resistance protein RUN1-like. The coding region runs from base 1872 to 5495 and encodes 1207 amino acids. Lineage: Eukaryota; Viridiplantae; Streptophyta; Magnoliopsida; Fabales; Fabaceae. The record is from RefSeq and is a predicted model, not a curated record. Gene Ontology annotation, molecular function: ADP binding. Gene Ontology annotation, biological process: signal transduction; defense response. The transcript is spliced from 5 exons.
AAAUAAACUUUAGGAAGUGUUCAUAAGUUUUAGAGGGGAAGAUACACGUGCAUCAUUCACUUCACAUCUCUAUGCUUCACUUCAUAAUGCUGGAGUUAACGUUUUUAAAGACGAUGAUUCGCUUCAAAGAGGAGAUCAAAUUUCAACAUCAUUACUUAAAGCAAUUGAGGAGUCUCAAAUUUCUGUGAUUGUUUUUUCAAGAAAUUAUGCAGAUUCGAGAUGGUGUCUAGAUGAGUUGGUAAAGAUAAUGAAGUGUCAGUCAGAGAACCAUGGGGCAGAUAGUUUUGCCGGUAUUCUAUGAUGUAGAUCCCGCAGAAAUACGUCACCAAAAAGAUAUGUUUGGCAAAGCAUUUCAGAAUCUCUUGAAUAGAAUUUCAAAGGAGGAAGACGAAUCCCUUUCAAAGAAGGAGGAAGAUGAGUCGCUGGAUUCUGAGUUGAGCUGGAGAAAGGCACUUCGAGGUACCGGAUACGCGCACCAGUACCGGAUACUUGCAUGGUAGUCGCUGCGUACUUACAAAUCAAAAUCCAUUUGAUUGAUUCGGAGUCGUGGAUACGACAAAAAUGUGCAGGUGGUUUAAAAAUAGCAUAAAAUGUUUUAAUUUUUUAUUACAUUUAAUUAUUUAUCUUGCUUUUGAUGAAAAUAGUUGAGGUGGUGGACAAAUUCACUCAAAAUAUACUUAUUUUGAUACUCUGCAUUAACGUACCCGUAUCUUAAAUUUUUUCAAAAUGCCGUAUCACGUAUCCGCACUCAUAUCGGGUAUCGUACCCGUACCUAGGCAACACAAGAAUACAUGUUACCAAUUUUAGAAGUGCAUUUUCGGACGCCAAAAAUUAUUUGGCUUGCAUAUGUAGCAUGUAAGCCACUCUAGCCGGCAAGUAAUAUUCAGAUCAUGCAUACUGUUUAGGGCAUGAACCCCCCAAUUUUGAAGAGAACCUUGACAAUUAUGUCAUGUGGCAGUGCAUAAAGUAGAUAUUCUCUUGACCUUUUUGCUUGAUGAUGUUGCAAUUCUGUGCUGAAUGUUUUCUUAUGCCAGACACUGUAUGACAAGUAUAAUCUUUUGGAGACACCAUACUGCUAGUUUUAUUCCUUCAUGAAGAUGAAGAAUUUAGUUGUUGAUGGAAAAGUUACCUCAAUUUCUUGAAAGUGCAUUCCUUUUAAUAGAGGAGGUAAGCCGGAAGCCUUGUCCAUCUUCUACUAUAAUAUGCAAUCUUCUUGUUUUAGGGAACAGUUUCAUUGUGAAGAAGACAGCAGUUUGUCUCAUAUAUGAUAAACCAAUUGGCAGAAAAAUGGACAAAAGUCACGUACCAGAUAAGAACAGCUUUGUUUGUAGUCGUAUCUUUUAUGAGGAACUUUAUCUAUGGAAAGUUUAGAGCAUAAAUAUCAAAUUUUAGGGGCUGAUCAUUUGUAUGCUAUCUAAUGAAAAGUCUAGCAGUCUGCAAUCAAGUUCCUAAUAGAUUAUGUAAAUAACAAUGAUUAGAGUAAAUAGUGUUUUGAGUACUAAACUAAUUGAGGAAAAAUACAUUCAAAUACAAAAUGACUAACAAAAGAUACAUUUAUGUAUGUUUCUGUGACUUUGAUGCAUUGAGUUGUGACUAUUGUGACAGGAGAUUUUUUUUAUUACCAAAUAUACUGUACAUAUUUAAAAGUUGAAGGAGAUAUUUAUGGGUAUUGGUUGGUAUGCUGUUGACAACUAAUGUGGACCCGACACAUCAAAUAAUUCUGCUUCACACACACACUUUCACACUACAUUACUCUUCUCUAAUCUUUCCCCUGCUGCAUUCUGUUUGUUUCUUUCUUUCUUCUGCACACUUCACUUUUCUGUCAUAUAAUUUUCUGUUUCAAUAAUUAAUUAGUUCCCUCUCAACCAUCCAUGUCUUCUUCCUUUAGCUUCCCCAAUCUUCUAAAUGACACAUACACAAAGAAUCCAUCGAAAACAAUAAGGAUCCAUGACGUGUUCUUAAGUUUCAGGGGCGAAGACACACGUGUUUCCUUCACUUCACAUCUUAACACUUCUCUUCUAAAUGCUGGAAUUAAAGUUUUUAGGGACGAUGAUUCGCUUCAAAGAGGAGAUAUCAUUUCAACAUCAAUAAGUAGAGCAAUUGAACAAUCACAAAUUGCCGUGAUUGUUUUCUCAAAGAAUUAUGCAGAUUCGCGUUGGUGUCUGGACGAGUUGGUGAAGAUAAUGGAGUGUUCCAAAUCAACAGGACAGGUUAUUUUGCCAGUGUUUUACGGUGUAGAUCCUUCGGAAGUCCGUCACCAAAAUGGUGAGUUUGGUAGAGCAUUUCAAAGUCUCUUGACUAGACUUUCAAAUAUGAAAGGACUUUUCAAAGUGUUAAACUUUAAAUCUGGAUCGCUGAAUCUGGAGCAAGAACGGAGUUGGACAGCGGCGCUUCAUGAGGUAGCAGGCUUUGCAGGGUUUGUCGUACUAAAUUCCAGGAACGAAAGUGAGGCUAUCAAGGAUAUUGUUGAAAAAGUUGUGCGCUUGCUAAACAAGACAGACUUGUUUGUGGCUAAUAAUCCAGUGGGUGUUGAACCUCGAGUGGAAGAUAUGAUUCAACUGCUAGAGAAAAGAAUACCGCAACACACUAGUGAACUGCUACAGUUUCAACAAAUGCAAGCUCCGAUUCAACUGUUACAGUUCCAACCGGGGCAAGCUCCGCUUCAACCGCUGCACGUCCAACCAAUGCAAGCUCCAGUUCAGCCGCUACAGUUCCAACCAGUGCAAGCUCCGUUUCAUCCGCUACAGUUCCAACCAAUGCAAGCUUUGGUUCAACAGCAACAGUUCCAACCAGUGCAAGCUCCAGUUCAACAGCAACAGUUCCAACAAAUGCAAGCUCCAAACCUGCAAUCAAAGGAUGUUCUACUAAUAGGGAUGUGGGGUAUGGGAGGCAUUGGCAAAACCACCAUUGCAAAAGCCAUUUUCAAUAAAAUUGGCCGCAACUUUGAUGGUAGGAGCUUCCUUGCAAAUAUUCGGGAAGCUUGGGAGCAAAAUAUUGGACAAGUGUCUUUACAAGAACGAAUUCUCUUUGAUAUUUGCAAAGAAACUACGAACAAGAUACAAAGCAUUGAGGAAGGAAAAAAUAAGUUAAAGGAUAGACUCUACCAUAAAAAAGUACUUCUUGUACUUGAUGAUGUGAAUACAUUGGAUCAGUUGAAUGCUUUGUGUGGAAGUCGUCAGUGGUUUGGUUCGGGUAGUAGAAUAAUUAUCACAACUAGAGAUAUGCAUAUUCUUAGAGGGAAUAGAGUUGAUCAAGUAUAUACAAUGAAAGAAAUGGGUGAAAGUGAAGCAAUUGAGCUUUUUAGUUGGCAUGCUUUCAAACAAGCGAGCCCCAAUGUAGAUUUUGCUGAAAUUUCAAGAAACGUAGUGGAUUAUUCCGGGGGAUUGCCGCUAGCUCUUGAAGUCCUUGGUUCAUAUUUGUUUGAUAGGGGGAUAACAGAAUGGGAGAGUGUGUUGGAAAAACUCAAAAAAAUUCCUAAUGAUCAAGUACAUAAGAAGUUAAAAAUAAGCUAUGAUGCUUUAAAUGAUGACACUGAGAAAGAAAUAUUUCUUGACAUAGCUUGUUUCUUUAUAGGAAUGGUCAGGAAUGAUGUUAUACAUAUAUUAAAUGGGUGUGAACUUUAUGCAGAAAUUGGAAUAAAUGUUCUUGUCGAGCGUAGCCUUGUGACUGUUGAUGAUAUGAACAGGCUUGGAAUGCAUGAUUUGUUGCGUGAUAUGGGAAGAGAAAUCAUUCGUGAGAAAUCACCAAAGGAUCCUGAGGAGCGUAGCAGGUUAUGGUUUAGUAAGGACGUACUUGAUGUAUUAUCAGAACAAACGGGAACAAAAGUUGUUGAAGGACUGACGUUGAAGUUGCAAAAAGCUGAUGCAAAAUGUUUUACUACAAAAGCAUUUAAAAAUAUGACAAGGCUGAGAUUGCUUCAACUUGUUGGAGUACAACUUGAUGGGGAUUUUGAAUACCUUUCAAGAAAUUUGAGAUGGAUUUCUUGGAAUGGAUUUCCUUUAACAUGCAUACCUACAAGCUUUUAUCUAGGAAAUUUAGUUUCCAUUGAGUUAGUUAACAGCAAUGUCGAAUUUCUAUGGAUAAAGGCUCAGAGGAUGGAGAAGUUGAAAAUUCUAAACCUUAGUCAUUCUCAUUCCCUGAGACAGACCCCAGACUUUUCGAACAUGCCUAAUCUUGAAAAGCUAAUACUCACUGAUUGUCCAAUGCUGUCUGAGAUUUCUCCUAGCAUUGGACAUCUCAAUGAAGUCCUUCUGAUAAAUUUGGAAGACUGUAUUAACAUACGGACCCUCCCAAGAAGCAUAUACAAGUUAAAAUCUUUGAACACCCUUAUUCUUUCUGGGUGUUUAAAGAUUGACAAGUUGGAAGAUGAGUUAGAAGAUAUGAAAUCUUUAACCACCCUAAUUGCAAAUAAUACGGCAAUAGCACGAGUUCCCUUUUCAGUAGUAAGGUCGAAAAGCAUUGGAUAUAUUUCUUUGUGCGGUUAUGAAGGAUUCUCACAUGAUGUGUUUCCAGCUAUCAUUUGGUCUUGGAUGUCACCGACAAAUAAUCUCCCAUCUCCAUUUCAAUCACCUGCUGGCAUUUCAUCUCUUGUUCCUUUAGAUGUACAAAAUAGUAGUUCUCAUGAACUAUCAUCUAUAUCCAAUUACCUUCAAUGGCUUCGAUGUCUUUUGGUGGAGUGCGACUCAGAACUUCAACUUUCUCGAGACACAAAAAUAAUUCUGGAUGCCUUAUAUGCCUCAAAUUCUGAAGAGUUGGAAUCAACUGAUACUUCACAAGUUUCGAAUGUGAAAACUUCUACACUAAUUCAAUGCUACAGUCAAGUAUCGAAUGUGAAAUCUCUGUUUAUUCAAAUUGGAAUGAAUUGCCAAGUCACUAAGAUUCUGAAAGACAUCAUUUUACAGAAUAUGGCUGUCAAAGGGUGUGGUGGUCAAUUGCUCCCCGGUGAUAGUUAUCCAGAUUGGCUGACCUUCAAUUUCAAAGGUUCUUCUGUAAUUUUUGAAGUCCCUCGGGUGCAAGGGCGUAACUUGAAGACAAUAGUGUGUGUUAUAUAUUCUUCAACACCUGAUAACAUAGCCUCAGAUGGCCUUAAAAAUGUGUUGGUAAAAAAUUACACCAAGGCCACCAUUCAACUCUAUAAGAGAGAGGCGUUAGUCUCUUUUGAAGAUGAGGAUGGCGAGAGGGUAGUCUCAAGUAUAGAACCUGGUAAUAAAGUAGAGGUUGUUGUUGUUUUUGAGAACAGUUUUGUUGUGAAGGAAACAAUAGUUUAUCUUGUAUAUGAUGAACCAAUUGGAGAAAAAAUUGAGAAAUGUCAAGAACAAGAAAAAAAUGAUAUUGUUUACAGUGGUGAUGAUAAUGAAGGCAUUGUGUGGACAAGCUCUCCACCAGUGGAACUCGUGGAUGAAAAUGGCAGCGCUGCUAGUUGUUGUGGAUUGAUCAAAUAUAGUUUCAGACAGUGGAUUACAGAUUUGGUGCAUAAAUUAGUGGAGUGCAGGUGAAAGUCAAGUUGGCCUCGAGCUUGAUUCUAAAUAAUCUAUGGAUUUUAAUCGAUUCUUUUAUGGAAUGGAUUUUGCAUGACUUUUUAGUUGAAAAUAUAAAUAUCAGACUCUUCCAACAAUCCCA